CUCAUUUUCUUAUAAAUAUCUAUGAUUCCGGUACCCAACAGCUUUGUUCAUCCCUGUGAAAUAGUGGAGGCUGAAGAAGGUCUCUUUUCUCUGCAUUGCAUUUGAAUCGAGGAUUGUUUUAGCUGAAUGGCCCGGUUGGUUCUACCAUGCAAGGGCGUUGGAUUGGCAAGGAAUAACCUCUUGGGUUUGAUCUCAUCUGCUCCUGUUCGAGCUUCACAUCGUUGUGUUAAUUCAUUUGGAAUUUCGGUUAAACGUGGUAGUAGGCCGAGGGCUUUGUUUACUUCACAGGUGAAAUCUCGACAGAAUUAUCGAUUUCCGUACCAUUUACCAUUUGAGGCUAAACAAUCUAGUAGGAAGCUGAUUUGUUCAGUUGCAACAGAAGCAUUGCAAGAAAAAGGUGAAGAAAACAAAAUGGGUACACCUAAAGAGAUAUUUUUGAAAGAUUACAAGAUGCCCGAUUACUAUUUCGAUACGGUCGAUUUGAAGUUUUUGUUGGGCGAGGAGAAAACAAUCGUCAAUUCAAAAAUAAUGGUGUUCCCUAGAGUUGAAGGAUCCAAAUUUCCUUUGGUUUUGAAUGGGGAUGAUGUGAAGUUGAUAUCAAUUAAGGUCAACAAUGAGGACCUCAAGGAGGAAGAUUACGUUCUGGACUCCCGCCAUUUGACAAUCCUAUCACCGCCAACCGGUUCUUUUACUUUGGAAAUUGUCAAUGAGAUAUGUCCUCAGAACAACACAUCUCUAGAGGGACUCUAUAAAUCAUCUGGAAAUUUCUGCACACAAUGUGAAGCUGAAGGUUUCCGGAAGAUCACAUUUUACCAGGACCGUCCUGAUAUAAUGGCGAAGUACACAUGUCGCAUAGAAGCUGAUAAGUCAUUGUACCCAGUCCUGCUGUCUAAUGGGAACCUUAUAGAACAGGGCGAUUUAGAGGGUGGAAAACAUUAUGCCCUUUGGGAGGAUCCCUUUAAGAAACCCUCUUACUUGUUUGCUUUAGUAGCUGGCAAGUUGGCAAGCAGAGACGAUAGUUUUAUUACUCGUUCCGGUAGGAAAAUCUCCUUGAAGAUAUGGACCCCAGCUGAAGACCUCCCCAAGACCGAGCAUGCGAUGUAUUCUUUGAAGGCCGCUAUGAAAUGGGAUGAAGAUGUUUUUGGACUAGAAUAUGAUCUGGAUCUCUUCAACGUUGUGGCCGUUCCCGAUUUCAACAUGGGAGCCAUGGAAAACAAGAGUCUGAAUAUAUUCAAUUCAAAACUUGUCUUGGCGUCUCCCGAGACUGCUUCUGAUGGAGAUUAUGCUGCCAUAUUAGGAGUGAUCGGCCAUGAGUAUUUCCACAACUGGACCGGCAACAGGGUGACAUGUCGUGAUUGGUUCCAGUUGAGCUUGAAGGAAGGCCUUACUGUUUUUCGUGAUCAGGAAUUUUCAUCUGACAUGGGAAGUCGUGCUGUGAAAAGAAUUGCUGAUGUUUCAAGACUUAGAAACUAUCAGUUUCCACAGGAUUCUGGUCCCAUGGCUCAUCCGGUUCGACCUCACUCCUAUAUCAAGAUGGACAACUUUUACACAGUGACGGUGUACGAGAAGGGUGCUGAAGUUGUGAGGAUGUACAAAACCUUAUUGGGAAGUCAAGGAUUUAGAAAAGGCAUGGAUCUUUACUUUAAGAGACACGACGGUCAAGCUGUUACCUGUGAAGAUUUCUACGCCGCAAUGCGAGAUGCAAACGAUGCUGAUUUUGCUAACUUCUUACUAUGGUACUCUCAAGCUGGGACUCCUCAAGUUAAAGUUACAUCGUCUUACAAUUCCGACGGUCGAACGUUUACUCUGAAGUUCAGGCAAGAGGUUCCACCAACUCCUGGGCAGGCAGUUAAAGAGCCAAUGUUUAUACCUGUUGCUCUUGGUUUGCUAGACUCAUCUGGCAAUAAUUUGAGUCUCUCCUCCAUAUAUCAUGAUGGGGUGUUGCAGUCUAUAUCCGACAAUGAUCAGCCCGUCUACUCCACAGUCCUCAGGCUGACUAAGAAAGAAGAAGAGUUUGUCUUCACCAAUAUACCGGAGCGGCCAGUUCCAUCUUUGCUUAGGGGCUACAGUGCUCCGGUCCGUAUGGAAACAGAUCUAAGUGACGAUGAUCUAUUUUUCCUUCUUGCCUACGAUUCGGAUGAGUUCAACCGUUGGGAGGCUGGACAAGUGUUGGCAAGGAAACUGAUGCUGCAACUGGUGUCUGAUCACCAACAAAAUAAGACAUUGGUUCUUAACUCGAAGUUUGUGGAGGGUCUGAGAUCCAUACUUACUGACUCGAGCUUGGAUAAGGAAUUCAUUGCGAAAGCGAUAACUCUCCCUGGUGAAGGGGAAAUAAUGGACAUGAUGGAGGUUGCAGAUCCUGAUGCUGUUCAUGCCGUUCGAACUUUCAUUAGGAAGCAACUGGCCAAUGCACUGAAAGCCGAGUUUCUCGCCGCAGUAGAAAACAAUAGGAGUUCAGCAGCAUAUGUGUUUAACCAUCCCGAACUGGCCAGGCGUGCUUUAAAGAAUACUGCCCUCGCAUAUCUUGCAUUACUUGAGGAUGCAGAGACUGCCAACCUUGUGCUUAAUGAGUAUAAGAACGCCUCAAAUAUGACCGACCAAUUUGCAGCUUUAGUGGCUAUAGCCCAGAAGCCAGGUGAAACUCGUGACACGAUUCUCGCUGACUUCUACGCCAAGUGGCAGCAUGACUAUUUGGUUGUGAAUAAAUGGCUUGCUCUUCAAGCCAUGUCAGACAUUCCUGGUAAUAUUGAGAAUGUCAAGAACCUCCUAAAUCACAAGGCGUUCGACCUGCGAAAUCCAAACAAGGUCUAUUCUUUGAUUGGAGGUUUCUGUGGAUCGACCAUCAACUUCCACGCGAAGGACGGGUCGGGCUAUGAAUUCUUGGGAGAAGUUGUAAUGCAACUAGACAAAAUCAAUCCCCAGGUUGCCUCUCGAAUGGUGUCUGCGUUCUCGAGAUGGAAGCGUUACGACGAACACCGACAAAAUCAUGCUAAGGCACAACUGGAGAAGAUACUGUCUGCCAAUGGACUGUCUGAAAAUGUGUUUGAAAUUGCAUCAAAAAGCUUAGCAGCUUGAGAAUAAUCUUAGGAUUUGUGGGUUCAUAAUAAUAAUAUCACCACUUCCACCUUCAAUGUAGAAAAGAAAUGCUUGUCGAUGUGGCGGCCUUCGUUCGUUCAAGCAAGGUCUCGUAUGAUAACGAUUUCAUUUUUAGUUUCUAUUUAUGAAUUUUAUGUUUGUUUCUUACUA
Messenger RNA from Cucurbita maxima (winter squash), 3246 nucleotides. RefSeq names its product puromycin-sensitive aminopeptidase-like. Gene Ontology annotation, biological process: proteolysis. The coding region runs from base 127 to 3075 and encodes 982 amino acids. Gene Ontology annotation, molecular function: zinc ion binding; metallopeptidase activity. NCBI's taxonomy places the organism in Eukaryota, Viridiplantae, Streptophyta, Magnoliopsida, Cucurbitales, Cucurbitaceae. The transcript is spliced from 33 exons. The record is from RefSeq and is a predicted model, not a curated record. Gene Ontology annotation, cellular component: chloroplast.